AUGCCCAACUUUCUAGGUAGCCGCGGAUCCUCGAUAGACGAGACACGACGACACGAUGGCGGCGACGAAACUACCAAGGAGGACGAGACUGUCAUGGACUCGGAGCAGGGGAACAUGCUCUCUCACAUCAUAUCGCAACUGCGACCUGGUGCCGACUUGAGCCGCGUGACGCUUCCCACCUUUAUUCUCGAGCCGCGAUCGAUGCUGGAGCGCAUAACAAACUUUAUGGCACACCCCGAGACACUCCUCCCCAUUACCAAGGUCGACGACCCAGUGCAGCGAUUCGUAGCAGUGACAAAGUUUUACCUGAGUGGUUGGCACAUCAAGCCCCCGGGAGUCAAGAAGCCGCUCAACCCCAUCCUGGGUGAGAUCUUCACAGGUUACUGGGACUACCCGGACGGCACCAAGGGCUACUACAUCUCCGAACAAACGUCGCACCAUCCGCCCAAGUCGAGCUACUUCUUCAUGGCACCCGAGCACAACAUCCGCAUCGACGGUACCCUCAAGCCCCGAAGCAAGUUCCUGGGUAACUCAGCCGCGAGUAUGAUGGAGGGUAUUGCAGUCCUGCGGCUGCUGAAUACCGGCGAACGAUUCUUCGUUACACAACCCAACAUGUACGCGCGCGGAAUACUAUUCGGCACGAUGAAGUACGAACUUGGCGACCACGCAUACAUCCGGUGCCCUGAGACAGGACUAACUGCUGAUCUUGAAUUCAAGACCAAGGGUUAUUUCAGUGGAACAUACAACGCCAUUGGUGGUUACAUCAAAGACUCUAGCGGGAAGAACUUGUACGAACUCUCGGGCCAGUGGAACGAGGAGAUGUACAUCAAGGACUUGACGACUGGCAAGAAAGAGCUACUUUUCGAUGCAGCACAUACUAAACACACCCCACCAUCGGCUCGACCUCUGGAAGAACAAAACGACCGCGAAUCGCAAAAGCUCUGGCAUGAUGUGUGCGAGGCUGUAAAACGGAGAGAUCAGGAUGUAGCAACCGAUGCUAAGGCUAAGAUCGAAGACAUGCAGAGGCAGGAAGCUGCGAAACGAAACAGCGAGGGUGUGGACUGGCACCCACAGCUUUUCAGACGCGUAAAGGGUGGUCAUGGCGGUCCUGAGGAAGGCGAAGAAGACCUUGACUGGAUCAUCAACGCCAAGAUUGAUGGCAAGACCCCCGAUGAGGUCGUCAAACAAAUCCUGCAGAUAUAUGCCAUCUUGCCCGGUCAAAAGCCAGAAAAGCAGUUCAACAUUCCCUCGCGGGCAAAUGAUGCACCACCACCGCAGCCACAAGAGGCCGCACAGCCAACACCUACGGAAACAUUGCAGCCCGUGCCAUCCGAACCCCCAAGUGUGCAAUCACAGCCAGCAGUCAUGCCAGGACAACAAGAUUCGAGCGUAGGUCUUCCCAGCAACUUCGACGGAACAACAACCACUCAUGCUCCGCUUUCCAAAAACAGCAGCAUCCCCAACGAUCCUAGCAACCCCCCAACGAUACCUCUCCAAAAGCCCAUGCCGCAACCCACUACCAUCUCACCCGAGAACCGGGAGGUCAUCUCGCGUGAACUGCCGCCGAGCAAACUCCUUAAUUCAAACCCAGAGCCAGAGCCACGAAAGGACGACCUUCUACGGAGGACAGAUAGUGAGACGCAGCAGGAGGAUGAGUUCCAUGAUGCACAAUCGUGA
This is a messenger RNA of Alternaria alternata, 1677 nucleotides long. RefSeq lists its product as hypothetical. Gene Ontology annotation, cellular component: cytosol; membrane; intracellular membrane-bounded organelle. Bases 1 to 1677 code for a protein of 558 amino acids. Gene Ontology annotation, molecular function: sterol binding. NCBI's taxonomy places the organism in Eukaryota, Fungi, Ascomycota, Dothideomycetes, Pleosporales, Pleosporaceae. The transcript has 6 exons. The record is from RefSeq and is a predicted model, not a curated record.